This is a messenger RNA of Pseudovirgaria hyperparasitica, 1533 nucleotides long. Its product is annotated as cytochrome P450. Lineage: Eukaryota; Fungi; Ascomycota; Dothideomycetes; Acrospermales; Acrospermaceae. The transcript has 4 exons. The record is from RefSeq and is a predicted model, not a curated record. Gene Ontology annotation, molecular function: iron ion binding; heme binding; monooxygenase activity. Bases 1 to 1533 code for a protein of 510 amino acids.
AUGUCUGCACAGGUCCUCGCCACUGUUAGUGAUCUUAUCGUCUCCCAUCCCUACCUCACUGCCCUCCUUGCCCUCCUCACCUACAUCAUAGUCCAGCACACGCGCUCUUACCUCUCUUUGUCGCAUAUUCCUGGCCCACCACUUGCGCACCACACUACCCUCCCUCUCAUCCGUGCCUGCCUCUCCGGCCACACUGCGUCCUACCUCUCCACCAUCACCGCCCAAUAUGGCCCUCUUGCACGUAUCGGCCCCGAUCACCUCCUCACCUCCGACCCCGCAACCAUCCAGCGCAUGAGUGGGGCAAGAAGUCCCUAUCGCAAGAGCUACUGGUACGGCGCAAUGAAGUUCAAGCCACGUAGUGAGAAUUUGCUGUCAGAGAGGGACGAGGCGAGGCAUGAGGCGCUGCGGCGAAAGAUGGCGGGGGCGUAUAGUGGCCGAGAGGUGGGCGUGGAGGGAGUUGUGGACGAGCGCGUGGAAGAGAUGGUAAGCCUGAUCGAGAAGAAGUAUGCGAUCAGCAAAGAGACGAGUGGUCCCAGCGCAGAGCGAAACUAUCUCAACGUUGCCUUGAUCACGCAAUACUUCACUGUCGAUGUAAUCUCGCAUCUCGCAUAUGGCGUUCCCUGGGGCGACGUCGCUAGCGAAACUGACAAGUACGGAUAUAUCGAGGCGAGCGAGACGAAUAUGCCGACUAUUACCGCGAUGGCACUCCUUCCUCGCUUACUGGCGUUCUUUGAGAAAAGUUAUAUUUUGGACUGGCUAAGUCCGGCGACACAGGAGAGUGUUGGGUUGGGGAUGAUAGUUAAUGCGACAGGCCCGAUCAUCCGUGCGCGAUUAGCUAUGGGGAAGGAACACCAGGAGAAAGAUAUGUUGGGAGCAUUUAUUCGGAGUGGGUUGGGAAGAGAAGAGCUGGAAAGUGAAUCUACGCUACAGGUACUUGCGGGCUCGGACACGACUGCGACAACGAUACGGGUUGGACUGUUGUAUAUCUGCUCUAAUGCAUCCGUGUUACGAAAACUACGUGCGGAAUUCGACAGUGCUGAGAUUUCGAGCCCGAUUACUGAUGCCGAGGCCCGCAAACUUCCAUAUCUGCAAGCAGUCAUCAAGGAGUCGAUACGAAUUGUGCCACCUGUGACGGGCAUGUUCUCGAAGGAAGUACCCCCAGAAGGGGACAUCAUAUGCGGGAAGAAAGUUCCAGGAGGGACGCUAAUAUCUCAAUGCUCACUUGCAAUUCAACGCCACGAAGUUUUCGGAACCGACCCUGAGAGCUUCAUUCCGGAGCGCUGGAUAGGUAUAUCGCCGGAACAACACCAUGAGAUGUCUCAGACUGUAGAUCUCGUUUUCGGCUAUGGCAAGUAUCAAUGCCUUGGAAGACCAGUAGCGCUACUCGAGCUGAACAAAGUGUUUGUUGAGUUGUUGAGGAGGUUCGACUUUACAGUGCGCGAUCCGCAAAAUCCGUGGGAUGCUAAUAACGCUGGGCUGUGGUCUCAUCGUAAUUUCCUUGUGAGCGUGUCGCAGAGACAGGACGUCCAAUGA